CAGGGGUCUGGCAAAAAAUAUUUUGCAAUACAAUCAACAACUUUGUUUUAAGUAUUCUUCUAUAAUUAUUUAAACAAACAGUUUAAGGAGUAAAGUAUACAAAAUUAAAUAAAUCAUAACUAAAAAGUAAUCAACCUUGUAACUUCAAAUACAACAACACCUAAUAUUGCAAAUAUUCGAAGCUAUUUUAUAUUUUUCCAAAUAAAUAUUUAGUGUUUAAGUGAAUUUUGUUAUGGACACAGUGGAAGAAGAAAAAAGCCCUCCUCCGUCUCCAAAACUGCCGGAUUACCAACAUUUUUUACCACCUCCUCAAAUAACAUUUUCAAAUGAAAUGCAAUCAAAAUACGAUUCAGACCAUGACAGCGUCGUCUCCUCUAGAAGACCAUCUGCCAUAAUAGCAGCUUUAAGAAGACCAUCACAGGCUAUAGCCUUAUCAGCUGCUCAAGCUGUAAUGAAUCAAAGAAGAUAUUUUCUUGGGCUGUUCCAGAAUCAAAGCGAGCGUUCUAUCUUGGGAAAAGAGGAUUUUGAUCAAAAGGAUGAAAAAUUAAAACGAUAUAACAGAAAGCUGGGAGACGAAUCAUUGACAAUUAUUAUAUCAGCUUUAUAUGCAAAACUGUUAGUAGUAUUGGGUAUGGCAUUUCCAAUAACAGAAAUAAUAUCACAGGAUGUAAAACCAUUUUUUUAUCAAGGAUUUUAUUUGUAUCUUUAUCUAGGAAGUAUUGCAUUUGUGUCGUAUAUGUAUGCUACUUAUGUUAAGGAAAAUACAGUACAGCAAAUAAUAAAUACGUACAAAAAGGGCAAUAAACCAGGGUUUAUAGAAAAACAUAAAUCACAUCCAGUUAGAUAUGGAAGUUUUUAUCUCAGAUUGGGUGCUAUUGCUUUUGGUAUUGGAAGCAUGGUAUAUUCGGGAUUGGAAUUCGGACGAUAUUUCGAAUUAAAGAACAACAUCGAAUGCGAUUCAAAUGUGCUUCAGGCUAUAACACCGGCAACCAGAAUGGCUUUGACUUUAGUGCAAGUUCAAUUUAUAUUUCUUAAUAGUAAGGAUUUUGAAUUAAAUAGACACAGGACAAUAGCAAGAUUUGGGUUAAUGCAUAUGAUAGCAACAAAUUUAUGUGAGUGGCUUAAUGUUUUGGUGGAGGAAACAAAACAUGAAAUAAUUCAUUUGGGAAAUCAUACAUUAGAUCAUACGAACGCCUCAAUGACUAAAAAAUAUUGUCAGGAGGGUGAUAUUAUGGGUUCAUUAGUAACAAAUGCAAGUCCAUUUCUAUUUCCAUGUACCAUAGAGUACAGCCUCAUUUGCGCUGUGAUUUUAUUCGAGAUGUGGAAAAAGGUAAAAACUGUAAAAAUUAAGAAUAAACAGAACAAAGAACUUGGCAAAAGUGCUACGUCUGGCCAUAAAGAUGAAAAAUUCACGCAGUAUUUUAAUUUUCCUCCAUAUAUUAACAACCCCACCAAUUCGAAUCAUUUCACUAUAGAUUGUUCCAAUGCACACAGAGGACUUUUUGCUGGAAUAAUGGUUAUAGUCCUAACAAUUAUUUCGCUAAUUAUGUUUUUUGUUCUUGCAAAAAAAGGAGGAACUUCAGAAAGCAAAAAGGUUGCCGAAUUUGAAGUCAGUAUUGUGGAAUUAAUAUUGUAUAUCAUAACCACUAUAGUUGUUGUUGUGGCUAUGUUUCAAAUGAGGGCACUAAAAUAUGAUAGAAAAAUUGGAGUGGAAGGUCAAGUCGGUAUAGGCCUGGAUAACACACUUUUAGUAGUGGCACAAACCGGAAUGUUUAUAUACUGCAUGUUUUCAAUAAUCGGCUGCUACUUUAGCAUGGACAACAGCCCCUCAGCUGAAUUGCUAGCCGAAAUAUUUUCAUUCAUCCAAACCUGCCUGCAAACAAUGUUUGUAUUGGACGGCUGGUGGAGGAAAUGUCGAAACAUGAACCAGGCAAAAAAUAAACCUGGAAGGGAAUUGAUAACGUUUUUAAUUGUUGCCAACAUGGCAAUGUGGAUAAUAAACACUCUAGAGAAAAAUAGAGCGGAGUUCAGGCAGACACAUUUAGACUUUUUUGGAGACUGGGCAUGGACCAUUAUCACUCAUAUUUCGAUGCCCUUGGCUAUAUUUUAUAGAUUUCAUUCAACGAUUUGCUUGUUCGAAAUAUGGAAGUCUGCAUAUAAAAUUAAAGCCUGCCAAAGGAACCCUUUCUUUUCCAUAAUUUAGCUUUUUUAUAUGAAAAUACAUUAACCUACAUAUAUAAAAUAUUAUUACUAUUUUGAGUAUCUAAUGUACUGGUUUCUUUAUAUUAUUAUUAAGGAAUAAAUUAGUAAAUAAAAGCUAAUAGGCUAUUUUUUUACUCUACCAGUUUUCUAUCCCUUUAAUUAAAAUUUAAU
This is a messenger RNA of Brassicogethes aeneus, 2373 nucleotides long. The record is from the annotation of a GenBank genome assembly. NCBI's taxonomy places the organism in Eukaryota, Metazoa, Arthropoda, Insecta, Coleoptera, Nitidulidae.